Colletotrichum graminicola M1.001 is the source of this 633-nucleotide messenger RNA. RefSeq names its product acetylcholinesterase. The annotation marks the transcript as partial. Lineage: Eukaryota; Fungi; Ascomycota; Sordariomycetes; Glomerellales; Glomerellaceae. The record is from RefSeq and is a predicted model, not a curated record. The transcript has 2 exons.
CGUGCUCUGGCGGCACCCUUUGGCGUUUGGUAUGGCAUCAAGUAUGCGGAGCAGCCCAUCGGUAAGCUCCGUUUCAGUUCAGUCCAGUGGCCCUCUGCAUUCAACGGGACACGAGACGCCAAGUCUGACAGGAAAUUUUGUAUCCAGUAUGUCAAGACUGAAUCGGUAUAUGGCGAAGACUGUUUGAAUCUCAAUGUUUACAGGCCAUCCGUUGUAAGCCCAGACAAGAAACUGCCUGUUUUGGUCUGGAUCCAUGGAAUAGGGUCUGUUUCGCAAUGGCGCUGGCAUAAUGUUCCACCGAGCUUCGUUUGUCACAGCCUCACGAGAGCCUCUUAUGGUUGUGACCAUCAACUACAGAAUGAUGCCUUUUCCGCACUCGGCAUUGACAAUCUUGGGCUCCAAAAUCAGCACCAACUUCUCUGCUUCGUUCAUAUAUAUGUCUCGUCGUUUAGUGGCGACCCAGAGCGUAUUAAUCUGACAGGUAAGUCGGCUGGUGCGUACUCAAUCGGCUUUCACUAUCAAAAACCCCAUCCUUCGCCCUCGCACUUCCACUACGCAAUCUUCCAGUCGGGUAGCCCGACUGGCCGCUCUUUGCCAGUCACAUCGGAUCCUUUCAUCGUCACACAGUUUUAG